AUGGAAAAUCGAGGGCUAUUCGGCGCCCUGUCUUACUUGAUGCUUAAUGCUCCUUUGCUGCUCCUAGUACAGGCUACAUUUACCGAAGUUCCUAAAGAUGUGACGGUUAGGGAGGGAGAUGAUAUUGAGAUGCCUUGUGCUUUUCGGGCCAGUGGAUCUGCCUCUUACUCCUUGGAAAUCCAAUGGUGGUACCUUAAGGAAUCAGCACGAGAGCUCCCACACGAGGUAGCCAUCAGUGGCCCCGGCAGCAGAAGCAAGGUAACCAGUAAAGAUGCAACUAAAAUCAGCACGGUGCGCGUCCAGGGCAAUGACAUUUCGCACCGGCUGCGGCUGUCGGGGGUCCGGCGGCAGGACGAGGGCAUCUACGAGUGCCGGGUGUCGGACUACAGCGACGAAGACACGCAGGAGCAUAAAGCCCAGGCGGCGUUGCGGGUCCUGGCGCCUUUCUCGCCUCCCGACGUGCAGGCGGCCGAAGCCGUCUCGCACAUCCAGAGCAGCGGCCCGCGGAGAAGCAGCCCGCCCGGGCGAGCCACGGCCGAGCCGGGUCUGGGAAACAAGCGCCUCCUCCCGGCGCAAGGCGAAACUGCCGCUGCGGCCGCCGCUUCCUCUUCCCUCUCUUCCUCCUCCUCCUCCUCCUCUUCUUCUUCCUCGGCGUCUUCGGCGUCCGCCGCCGCCUCUUCCUCUUCUUCCAGCCCCGCGACCGUGGCGGCGGCGGCGGCGGCAGCAGCAGCCUCGUCAGCCUCGCCUCGGCCGGCCUCCGCGAUGGUCCUCCCGCAGCAGCGAGGAUCAGGUAGGUGGAGCCGCAGCGACACCCGGCGGGGAGUGGCGGAAGCGCAUGGAGCUGUCCGUGGUGCUGAGCGCCGGCUUGACUGGACAGCCCAAAAGGCGUAA
This is a messenger RNA of Thamnophis elegans (Western terrestrial garter snake), 891 nucleotides long. It is a transcript of the gene VSTM2B, whose product is annotated as V-set and transmembrane domain containing 2B. The transcript is spliced from 4 exons. Lineage: Eukaryota; Metazoa; Chordata; Lepidosauria; Squamata; Natricidae. The record is from RefSeq and is a predicted model, not a curated record. Bases 1 to 891 code for a protein of 296 amino acids.